Priapulus caudatus is the source of this 2034-nucleotide messenger RNA. RefSeq names its product adenosylhomocysteinase-like. Lineage: Eukaryota; Metazoa; Priapulida; Priapulimorpha; Priapulimorphida; Priapulidae. The record is from RefSeq and is a predicted model, not a curated record. Gene Ontology annotation, molecular function: adenosylhomocysteinase activity. Gene Ontology annotation, biological process: L-methionine cycle. The transcript is spliced from 10 exons. Gene Ontology annotation, cellular component: cytosol. Bases 74 to 1324 code for a protein of 416 amino acids.
AUUCAUCAGUUGACCGGCGUGGAUUGAUAUUCGUUGUGGAGUUCUCUGUCACCAGUAAACAAACACAAACAGGAUGGCACAAAAACCUAAGUACAAAGUUGCCGACAUGAGCCUGGCGGAGUUCGGCCGCAAGGAGAUCGAGCUGGCGGAGCACGAGAUGCCGGGACUGAUGAAGAUGCGGCGGCAGUACGGCACAACGAAGCCGCUGAAGGGAGCGAGGAUCGCUGGCUGCCUGCACAUGACCAUCCAGACAGCCGUGCUCAUCGAAACCCUGCGCGAGCUCGGAGCCGAGGUUCAGUGGUCCAGCUGCAACAUCUUCUCCACACAGGACCACGCUGCUGCCGCCAUCGCUAAGACGGGUGUCGCCGUCUACGCGUGGAAGGGGGAGACAGACGAGGAGUACAUGUGGUGCAUUGAGCAGACGCUGGUGUGGCCGGACGGUAAGCCGCUGAACAUGAUCCUGGAUGACGGAGGGGACCUCACCGGUCUCGUGCACACAAAGUUCUCACAAUUCCUCCCAGGAAUUCGUGGGAUCUCGGAGGAGACGACAACAGGUGUGCACAAUCUGAACAAGAUGCUGAAGCAGGGGACCCUGAAGGUACCAUGCAUCAACGUCAACGACUCUGUCACCAAGAGCAAGUUCGACAACCUGUACGGCUGCCGCGAGUCUCUCUGUGACGGCAUCAAGCGAGCGACAGACGUCAUGCUCGCCGGCAAGGUGGCGCUAGUGGCCGGGUACGGCGACGUCGGCAAGGGCUGCUGCAUGUCGCUGCGAGGGUUCGGAUGCCGCGUGAUCGUCGCCGAGAUCGACCCGAUCAACGCACUGCAGGCCGCCAUGGAAGGUUACGAGGUGACGACGAUGGAGGCUGCGGUGGAGCGCUGCAACCUGUUCAUCACGGCGACGGGCUGCAUGAGCAUCAUCAGCGGCAAGGACUUCAUGCGCAUGAAGGAAGACGCGAUCGUAUGCAACAUCGGACACUUCGACACCGAGAUUGACGUCGCCUGGAUCAACGAGAACGCAGCCGAGAAGAUCCAGAUCAAGCCGCAGGUGCGCCGCGCGAGAACCUGUGCUGGCGAUGGGUCAUUCCGCUUUUGUGAUGAGACUGCUUCAGGCAACCAGGUACUGGCACAGAUUGAGUUGUGGUGCAACCAAAAGAAGUACAACCUCGGGAAGUCACCUGUCCUAGAGAGGCUGGAUGAGGAGGUGGCGGAGUCUCAUCUGGAUGCUCUUGACGUUAAAUUGACGAAGCUCACCCCGGCCCAAGCCGAUUACCUGGGCAUUCCUAUCGAUGGACCUUACAAGCCAGAGAUCUACAGAUACUAAGCCACUGCAAUACGUCGUUAGACUGUCCAGUCUUCAUUCUUGGGUUACUCAAUGCGAGGCACAAUGUUUAAAAAAAUGUUGAAGUGUGACACUUAAAAAACUUGUUGUUACUUUCAAUUAAAUGGGUUUAAUUGAAUGAGAAAUAACCAAAAUCUUGAUUAUCUUUUUAAUAAUAUUGAGCACUAAAAAAUCAUACACCACCUAAAAUAAAUGAUAGACUGCCUAAAAAUGUCUGAGAAAAUAUUGCUCAUGUCAUCUGAUAGAAGCUAGCUGUUAUCUGAUAGCUGUUGCUUAUGUGAUCUGGUAUGAAGGGAGAAUUGAUGUGUCUAUAGGUGGCCACAUUCAUAUGUAGUUUGCACCCGUCGUGUCUGAUCAGAGCUGUGUUUACAGUGAAGGAAACUAUAGCAGUGAUUACUUUCCCAGUUAUCAUGUCCAAGUCACAGCAGAUAACCAAAAGUCAAUAGCAGAUUGCUCAGAACGUCAUUUUAAGCGAGCAUAGGUUACAGCCGGAAUUCGAACAUGUAAAUGAAUCAUAAAAUGGCACUUGUUCGUUAGUGCUCAGCCUUCUUUCUGGAGAGUUAACGAUGUAGUAAAAUGCUGUUCCCACGAGAAAUUGGCUAUAAAACUGUAAAACAUUCCAACUUUUUAUAUGGUCUUGACAGUUAUUUUGUGAUCUGGUGAAACUCAGAAAUAAAUUUCUGGAUUCUCAA